UCCUCCUCCCCUCUGCGCAUGUGCGCACCAGCAAGGAGUGCGCACCUCGCCCACAAUGCACUGCGAUAAACAACCAAGAUGGCGGAGGAAGAAGAUGGAGGAGGUGACCAGCUGGACAACCGGUUGCUGCCGGAGCCAGAUGAUGAAGAUGAGUUCGCUGAGAUGGAAGUUGAAGACCAUGACAGCGAGGAGGCUGAAAAACCAAGCAUAAUCAAUUUUGAUCCCAGUCUACCUACUGCACACUCUUACUUGGGAAUGGACAUGGAAGAGUUUCACGGCCGUACUGUGCAUGAUGAAGAGAGUAGUCCAACCAUCCCGGUCCUCCCUCAUGUAUCUGUUAUUCUUAUUCCUGGGCAAACAUUACCACUGCAGCUUUUUCGUCCUCAAGAAGUAUCCAUGAUGCGAAACCUGAUUCAGAAAGACAGGACAUUUGGAAUCCUGGCAUACAGUGAACGUUCUGACAGUGCUCCAGAAUUUGGAACCACAGCAGAAAUUUAUGAAUAUAGGGAAGAACAAGAAUAUGGAAUUGAAACUGUAAAAGUGAAAGCUGUUGGGCGUCAAAGGUUUAAAGUUCUUGAAGCAAGAACUCAAACCGAUGGAACUCGGGUGGCAAAAGUUCAGAUCCUGCCAGAAUGGGUGCUUCCUUCAAGUGUAUCAGGAGUUCAACUUAAUUCACUUAACAGACUUCAUAUGUUUGUCUCAAAUAAGCCACCUGCAUGCCGGUUAAAGCAAACUCAAAAGUGGUGGCAGAAAUACCAAAAGAGAAAUUUCCACUGUGCGAAUCUGACUUGGUGGCCUCCAUGGGUGUAUUCUUUGUAUGAUGCAGAAAUACUAAUGGAAAGAAUGAAAGCACAACUCCGAGAAUGGGAUGAAAAUCUCAAAGAUGACUCCCUUCCCUCAAAUCCUAUAGAUUUUUCUUAUAGAGUUGCUGCUUGUUUGCCUAUUGAUGACACCUUAAGAAUAGAGCUUCUUAAAAUUGGUAGUGCUAUUCAGCGGCUCCGUUGUGAAUUGGAUCUGAUGGACAAAUGUACAUCUCUUUGUUGUAAAAGAUGCCACCACACAGAGAUAACCACAAAAAAUGAAAUAUUCAGCUUAUCAUUAUAUGGACCCAUGGCUGCCUAUGUGAAUCCUCAUGGUUAUGUACAUGAAGCCCUCACCGUAUAUAAAGCUAACAACCUGAAUUUAAUUGGUCGACCAUCAACUCAGCAUAGCUGGUUCCCUGGCUUUGCGUGGACUAUAGCCCAGUGCCGUACUUGUGGAAGUCAUAUGGGUUGGAAGUUUACAGCAACUAAGAAAGACCUGUUGCCUCAGAAAUUCUGGGGAUUAACACGGGCAGCUCUGCAACCCAGGAUACCAGAAAUGGAUGAUGAAAGUCAACAGGAAGGAUGUUGGCAACCAUGUCGUUAAUAUGUGUGUGUAUAUGUAUGUGUGUACAUAUGUAUUUUAUAUAUAGAUAUAAAUAUCUAUAAGUGAAUAGCACUGUAGUUACUUGUGCCAAAGAACCUCUAGUUCUUAUCACAGAGUUAUUCAAGAAAAUAAUAGCAAACUGAGUGGCAUGCAUGACAUGGCUCUGAUGGAUCUACUGACUUAAACAUUAAAAUAACCUGAUUCAAAAUCAAGUGAAUGACGUAGCACCACCAUAUGAAAUAUUGACGCAGAUUGUGACAAUAAAUUAUUGUUGUAAACAAUUCGCCCCAGAUCAGGUGCAGUGAUUGAAUAAAGGUUAUCUUUUGGAGAAAAAAAAUAACUUUGUAGUUAACAACUAAAAGAAGUAUUGCUUGGAAUUUGGAUAAGCCAUAUGAAGUUCUGAGAUACUUAACCAUUUGCUGUACCAAGGAAGAUUUACCAUACAGCUUUUGACAGCGCCCUACACUGGCAAUUUUUCCUCUAUUUUAGGUUGACAUGUAUUUUUAACUAAGGUUAUAUUUCAAAUUUCUAUUUGCAGCAUUUGUUGUUGAAUUCUGCAUUAUAUAUUAACAUGUUUUUUUGUAAAAUUACUCCAGUUAAAAGGCCCCUCGAUUGAAUGAAUAACUUUCUUCCAUGAUCUGACUGCAUAUCAACUGGCUUCUUGACUGGAACCACCAGUGUAAUUGCAUUCCCAUGGAUGAAUGCUGGAUUAGUCAUUGUGUUGGCUUAUUUCCUCUUAAGCAAACAAGUAAAGGAACAGAGCAUUGGGAACCUAAUCAGAUUAGUUUUACAUGUAGAUCUUUUGGCUUUCCCUUCUCGGAACAUACGUUAUGAUAUUGGGUACGUCCCCUCUAUUUCUUCUUCCAUUCAUAGUAAUAGAUUGCGGGAAUGCCUCCCCAAGUUAUGGUUAUAUGUUCUCAGUGGGAGAGUUUGUGUAGUAUGCUUCCAUAAAAUUAGCACCCAAAACUGCAAUGAUUUUUUAAAAGCAAUAUGCUGUUCACAAUACAAUUAAGAAGUUAUCAUAUUUAAAUUUUGCAUGUAUGCCUAAUGAGAAAUCUAUUGAUCAUUACCUUAGUGUUCUUUUAAGGUGAUUGAUAACUCCCUAAUAUUUUAUAAGAUGGCAACAUUCAGAUGUCCUUUUUGAUAAUAAUUUUGCAUAAUUCUGGGAGUUGACCUGCAACAAGAUUAUUCUAACAACUUAAUGCUUCAAUCGCAGCUUUUCAAUAAAUCUACAGUUAUUCUGCUGAGGCUGCUGAAAAAUUAUAAUCUGCUGUAACCAUUUUCAUAGUAGCUGGUAUUUAUAGACCAGAAUUUGUGAAGUGGUCAACAUGUUAAUAAGGCACUACAGUGCUGUUCUUUGUUUUCAUUCUGGCAAAUUACUAAGUUCCUAGUAAAUGGUGUUAUAAUGAGAUCUAUUUUUCUUGAGAUAGUUGUAAAUAAUGGGAUUUACUGCGUGUUUAGUAAUUGAGAAUCAGUGUUGAAGGCAUUAUUUUAAUUGUAGGUGCUUUGAGAAGCAGUGCUCUUUUCAGUAACACAAGCUUGUUUUUUUGUCAGAUUCCGUUGAAAGAAAUUUAUACUGUUCUUUGCAAAGCAAUUGGAAAGGAGCUAAGAUACAACUGAAAUGAUUAGAGGUUUUGGAGACAUUAACUUUAACAGAAUUUUGCAGAGUUCUUUUGUAAUGCUAACCUACUUCCAUAAUUUUAUAUUUAAUGAACAAAUUAAAGUAAUAAUGUUUUGUAAUAUUGAAGCAUUUUGCAAGACAAUUUUGCCUUCUGUUCAACAAAGAGAAGUAUUGGUAAAACUGUGACCAACAAAUGUUCUUAAAUUGUAGUGUGGUGAGUUUAAAUCUUGCUCUGUAUUCUUGGAUGCUGAGUUGAAUUUACAGCCAUCUUCACAACAAUGCAGGUUAUUGUGCUGUAGCCUGUAAUCUAACUGUUUCAGUGCAACAUCCAAAGCAUCUAAAAAUGGAACAGAUAACAGGUUCACUUUUGAUAUGAUUGGAAAAAAUGUGGUACAUUUGAAGUGCAUCUGCUUAAUCUGAGCCAUUGGAAGCUUAUUGGAGAAUGAAGGCUUUCAUUUUGUGGUAAUUUUAUAUUUACAUUUAAAGAUAUUUGAAAGUUGAACUGGAUGCAUUGCCUUUACCCUUUAAAUUUGUAACAGAAUGCAAUAAAGAAGAAAAAGGUCAGAAAAUGAUCAAGUUGCAUUUUGGAAGCUAAGUUUUGAAGGAUCUAUAAUAAUUCCAUCAGCUUUGUGACCUGAGUAUUUCCAGGAUUUAAAAGUCUUAUUUCCAACUUCUGCAGUAUUUUGCUUUCUGUUCAUAUAUUUAAGCUUACAGUGAUAUUUGAAAAAUUCACCGGUUACCAAAGAGAACAGUCAUUUUGAAACUUCAGUGAAUAUUCAUUUGGAAUUCAGUUUCAUUUCAGUGAAGGAAAUGCUCACUGGCAGAGAUGAGGUGGGAACAAUAAUGAACUGGGAGUCCUUAAAACCUGUAUUGCUAAAGAAUUCUUUUCUGUAUUAAAUCUAAGCAUGGUUGUGGUGGUUUCAGUUCCAGUUAUUGUUUUUAUACAGUAUCUGUUUAUUGCAUUGUUCCUCUCUCUGCAAACCAUCUCAAACCAAGAAAUGCAUUUAGAUUUUUUAAUCUGACAUGAAAAUGGUUGCAAAGUGACCUCAGCAAGUCCAGACAGAUUACUUUUCUCUGAGCAGUAGGAAAACACAGUGUUGGUUGAGAAAUGGUUUACAAAUUGUGAUGGAGAGUUCAAGUUCUUUAUAGGUACAUUGGAACACAUGCUAGAUGAUUCAUAAUAUCCUGAUAGUUUGAUAAACCAGACUUCGCAAGUC
Molecule: messenger RNA, 4245 nt
Organism: Pristis pectinata (smalltooth sawfish)
Lineage: Eukaryota; Metazoa; Chordata; Chondrichthyes; Rhinopristiformes; Pristidae
Gene: crbn
Product: cereblon
Exons: 11
Coding region: 79-1407 (442 amino acids)
Source: RefSeq, a predicted model, not a curated record